Molecule: messenger RNA, 1506 nt
Organism: Penicillium daleae
Lineage: Eukaryota; Fungi; Ascomycota; Eurotiomycetes; Eurotiales; Aspergillaceae
Gene: cpdS
Exons: 6
Coding region: 1-1506 (501 amino acids)
Biological process (GO): proteolysis
Molecular function (GO): serine-type carboxypeptidase activity
Source: RefSeq, a predicted model, not a curated record
AUGCUUAUUCUGGCCCCAUUCAUUUUUCUGUCCACAAAAGAAGCAGAUCAAUUAAUAAGUCUUACCCUGGAGCACCUCCGACGAGACAUUUUGCAGAUGUCUAAGCCAACAUUAGAAUACCUUGUCGAUGGGGCACACUUCCCUCAAGUCCCAUUUGAUAUCGGCGAAAGUUAUGCAGGCCUCUUGUCCAAUGCCCCCCGCGGGGAGUCCAGUUUAUUCUUCUGGUUUUUCCCAUCCACUAAUCCAGAUGCGGAUAAAGAGAUAACGAUCUGGCUGAACGGAGGCCCCGGCUGUAGCUCUCUGGACGGAUUGCUGCAGGAGCAUGGGCCGUUCCUCUGGCAGUCAGGAACGUAUGAGCCCGUCCGAAACCCAUAUUCAUGGUCCAAUUUAACGAACAUUGUCUACAUCGACCAACCAGCUGGUACUGGAUUUUCACCGGGGCCGGCUACCGUUCAGAAUGAGAUUGAUGUGUCAAACCAAUUCAAUGAUUUCUGGAGGAGAUUCAUUCAAACUUUCAGUAUGCAAGGCUACAAAGUUUACAUCACUGGUGAAAGCUACGCUGGGCAAUAUAUUCCAUAUCUAGCCUCUGGGAUGCUGGAUCAAAACGACAAAACUCAUUUUAAUCUCAAAGGCAUACAAAUCAAUGAUCCAUCCAUCAACGAAGACAAUGUCAUGAUAUACGCUCCCGCUGUCCCUGCUCUGAACUACUUCUCUACGGUCUUCUCGCUCAACGACACGUUUAUGACGGAGAUCAAUAAACGCGCGGAUGAGUGUGGCUACAACCAGUUUCUCGACAAAGCUUUGACUUUCCCGCCGCCUAAAGAUUUCCCAAAUGCGCCAGAUCCUAGUCAACAUGGUUGUGACGUCUGGGACCAGAUCAUCAAGGCAGCUACGUACAUCAACCCAUGCUUCAACAUUUAUCACCUUACGGACUUCUGCCCGUUUUUGUGGGAUGAGAUGGGCUUUCCAUCUCUAGCCGGCGGCCCGAAUGAUUACUUUAACCAGUCUGCUGUCCAAAAAGCCCUACACGUCCCCCCUACCAACUACGCAGUUUGUGGUGGAAAUAUUUUCCCCAAUGGUGAUGGAUCAGCACCUAGUGCACUUGGUCCUCUCCCCAGUGUGAUCGAGCGCACUAAUAACGUCCUCAUUGGCCAUGGGUGGUAUGACUAUCUUCUGUUCAUGAAUGGAACUCUGGCCACCAUCCAGAACAUGACUUGGAAUGGACACCAGGGCUUCCAAAAGCCCCCAGUUGAGCCUUUACUAGUGCCAUACACUGAUUCCCUGAAUGCAAUUGCAAAUGGUAACGGACAGAUCCCUUUCACUGCUGACGCCGGGGCCGGAAUCCUGGGAACGGCUCAUACUGAACGUGGGUUGACAUUCAGUACCGUAUAUGGAUCUGGACACGAAAUCCCGCAAUAUUCCCCCGGUGCCGCUUACAGGCAACUUGAGUUUUUACUUGGUCGGAUCAAGAGCCUCCAGGAUCCAGGUCCCUUCACAAGCCAGUAG